Messenger RNA from Nelumbo nucifera (sacred lotus), 3807 nucleotides. The record is from RefSeq and is a predicted model, not a curated record. Lineage: Eukaryota; Viridiplantae; Streptophyta; Magnoliopsida; Proteales; Nelumbonaceae.
UGUUAUCGGUUCGGUUGGGCUCUUUCUCUCUCUGACAAAGACGAAAGCAUCAAAAGAGAACGAAGAAGAAGAAAGCAAAGUACUUUGCACUCAAUUUAGGAAAAGAUAAGGAAGUCGGCCUCAGCUCCUUUUGCUAUCUUUCCUCUUCUUUUUCAUGGUAUCUCUACUACUGAAAACAAUAGUAGGAGACCCAAGAACCCAAAUAGUAAAAAUCUUUUGCGGGCAUCAAAAAGAGCAUAAUACCACCACCUUUGUCUCCAACUUCGUCUUCACCAUGAGAGAACAUCAGUGACCAAAUGCACACUAGUGAUUUCAGAACCUUAGUCGUCAGAAUUGUGGAAGGCUUGUUGAAUGUUGAGAGCAGAUCAUAUAUUUCAGACGAAGUCUAAACUAAAGCGUUAAACUGCCUUCUUCGAUGUGAAAAGUAGAACCUGGGAGUGAAAUUUCUUAGUUCUGGAACCCGAUUUACCGGUAAGAAGUCGACGCUCACAACCUCCAACUGUAACUACAAAUUUAAUACUCAUUCAGAGCCAUUGCCCACGUGAACUCUACAUCGAACAGUGGAUGCUUGACGCGGCUACUUGUAGCCGUAGGUAGGAACAUUCCGACGACAUUAGGAUUGUUCCGACCAAGGCCUGAUGCUUAGAAGGAGCACAAGAAAAUCGGCAAAGGGAGAUUAUUGAAAGAGUCUAGUAGAAAUCACAACGGUUCCCUGCAUCACAGCAAAGUAUGUCUUUGAGAACAGCCAUCAAACACUUACCCUCCCAUUUUCUCCGUCGAGCCAUUACUAGUAUCUCCUCUCUCUCUCCUCUAUCAGAUCAACUCCAACAGCAAAACCAACCAAAUCAGUUCCAACUACAACAACAGAAGCGGCUGCAGGAGCAGGACUCGUAUGCGCUAAUGAAAGAAGACCCAAUUCAGGUAUGCUCUGAUAUCUGGGUCCGGGCUUUCUCUGAUCCCACCAAGAAGCCAUUUUCCAACCUGACGGGCUUCCUAAAAAAAUUCGACUUAUGGGCAUUGGCUUACCAACGCUCUUGUGCUGAGGAGACGGGCUCCUUCCCUCCUCGAAAUGCUAUCCACUCUGUCGUCCUUCACAAUCUCCUCUCCCUUCGGAAUGCUGUUUUAAAAGAUGAGUUUGUCUGGGGUAUGAAGACGCACCUUUUCAUCCGCUCCCCCAAUGAUAAGCCUUUGACCAAAUUGAUCUCAAGACGUAAACUUCAAGCCAUAUUAGAGUCUGAUAAGCCUUGCUUCCAAGAUCGCAUUGUUCAGGAGGUAUUAUUAAUGAUUUUGGAGCCUGUGUUUGAGUCUCGCUUCUCUUCCAAGUCCCAUGCAUUUCGCCCUGGUCGGAAUGCACACACAGUCAUUAGGACGAUUCGGAGUAAUUUUGCCGGGUAUUUAUGGUUUUUACGAGGUGACUUGAGCGGCAUUUUUGAAAAUGUUGAUGUGAAUGUAUUGAUGGGCUCUUUAGAGAAUGCUGUCAAGGAUAAGAAAAUCUUGGGUUUGAUCAAGUCAGCUCUAAGAACACCGGUUAGAGUUCAAUCACGAGAUGAUCUGUUGACAAAUAAGAAGAAGAAGAAGAAGAAGAAGGGGACGAAGAAGAAAAUUCUGAACGAGAAUGAACCGAAACCUGAUCCGUAUUGGUUAAGAACCUUCUUUAACUUUGCUCCAAAGGAAGCUGCAAAGGUCCCUUCUUAUGGUCACUGUGGUAUCUUAAGCCCUUUACUUGCCAAUGUCUGCCUGAAUGAAUUAGAUAGUUUGAUGGAAGAAAAGAUAGUUGAAUUUUUCCUCCCAUCUAAGCUUGAUUCUAUAUGGAAUGAUGCAGAUAAUGAUGGUAACCAUAACCCCUCUUGGCCCGAAUUUGUUCCAUCAAGUGGAAGGGAGAAAACUCGUAAAAUGGAUUACAUCCGAUAUGGGGCCUUUUUCCUGAUUGGGAUCCGAGGACCUAGAGAGGAUGCUAUAGAGAUAAGGAAGAAUUUGAUUGAAUUUUGUGAGAGAAAAUAUGGAUUAAGGCUAGACAAUUCUAAGGUGGAGAUUGAACACAUUAGUAGGGGAAUUCAGUUCUUGGACCACAUAAUUUGUCGUAGGGUGAUACAUCCUACAUUGCGUUAUACUGCAACUGGGGGGAGAAUUGUGAGCGAGAAGGGUGUUGGAACAUUGCUUUCUGUUACUGCUAGCUUACAAAAUUGUAUUCGCCAAUUUAGGCGGCUUGAGUUUGUUAAGGGUGACAGGGAUCCUGAGCCAUUGCCUUGCACUCCAAUGCUCUAUGCCAGCCAAGCUCAUACAAAUUCCCAGAUGAACAAGUUCCUAGAGACUAUGGCUGAUUGGUUUAGAUAUGCAGAUAACCGCAAGAAAGUAGUUGGAUUUUGUGCUUAUGUCAUACGGAGCUCCUUGGCUAAGCUUUAUGCUGCACGGUAUAGACUUAAAUCCCGUGCUAAGGUAUAUAAGAUUGCUACUCGUAAUCUCAGUCGGCCAUUGAGAGAAAGUAGGAACAAUGCAGCACCUGAGUAUUCAGAUCUAUUGAGGAUGGGACUAGUUGAUGCUAUUGAAGGCGUUCAGUUUUCUCGUAUGUCAUUAAUUCCAUCAUGUGAUUACACUCCUUUCCCUAGGAAUUGGGUCCCGUAUCAUGAGCAGGUGUUGCAUGAGUAUAUUAGGUUACAAGAUCCAAGAUUCUUCUGUGAAUUGCAUAAAUCAGUGAAACGCCAAGGUUUGAGUUUUCCUCAAGAUGAGCUAUCAAAGAUGGUUUGGGACUAUAAAACUCAUGGGGUUAAGCACCAUCCAUCUCAUGUUGAUGACAAAGAAACUGCAGAUGUAAGCGAACAUGAUAAUAGAGUUUCAGUUUCUUGAUGAGAAGAUUCUUCCUGCAUUUGGUUCUGUGCUAUACUUUAGCAGUUUUUGUAUAAAAUGAAACUAUUGUAUGUGGCAUGCACUUCUGGAUGAUGUGUGAAGUGGGAAGAGCUCUCAUUCUCAAAAGGACCCUGAGAUUGUUACCAGCAUCACUCACAAAAUGUCAGACAUAUGGAAUGAUUCAUCAGAUGCAUUAAAGUGAUCUUUACAAUCUCAUAGAUUUGUGUACAGCAAGGAAGGAGCAGCUGGUGUGCAGUCUAAGAGGGGUGUCAAUCCUAGGGCCACAAAAAUCUAUUGCUUGAUACCCUUCUGUGUUCAUAUCUGUUUUCUAUGAGACUUUAAGAGAUGCAUGAGACAUGGUGUCAGUCUAUUCUUUCUAAGCUUGCUUAUCUCAGCAUUAGUGCAAUGUUGCAGGAUUUGGACUGCUUAUGGUGUUAUAGAGAUAGACAGAAAGAAUACAACAUUUCUGGCUUCAUUAGAAAAGGUGACCUCCAUGUGCGUAAUGUGACUCCUGAUCAAGGACUUUUCCUGCAAGGAAUUAAAUAGAUGUGAAACAGUUUCCCCUCUGCGACGGGUGUUGGUGGGUUUGCUGUUGCUAAAAACAACUGAAGAAGAAAUAUAUGCUGAAGAAACUCCUCAUGCAUCCCCUUCUAGCACUACCCACAUUAGUUUUUUUUUUUUUUUUCCUUCUUUUUUUGUGCAAAGUGCUCGUUUGUUCUAAAUUGCAUUGAAAAAUGACUCAAAAUGGGCAUAAUUUUCAUAUUUUCUCUUAUAGAUGUAGGGCCCACAUGGUUAAUUUAUGCUUUAUUGGUGUAGGUCCACUUGUUUCUGCUAUGUAUCUGUCAUUGAGUAUUUUACAUGUACUCUUAUUAUGUAUCAUCAAAAUUUGAUUAGUAAAUGUUGGUCCCACAUUGACAUUUUGAAUGUGGACCCCCAUGUGAUUAAGGGGCGUUUUACAAUGUA